AUGUUUCAAAGGAGUGGAGGAAAAAAUGCAAGAGAAAAUAAAGGAAAUACUCUGUACGUAGACAAAGGAACACGACAACAUAUGGCAAAUAGUUUAAUGCACUUAAACUUUCACUAUGUGAUGCUUAUGUUUUAAAACUAAUGUCUGCAGUCCCAUCAUGAAACAAGUGCGUCUGGAGCGGUCUCGUGAGCGCGCACGCUCGUCAGUCCAUGUGUGCAACCAGGAGAUGCACAACACCAGCAAUAAAUCCGCCCCCUUCUUAGCGUUGUUGCUCCAAUGGGCGUUGACAGUGUGCGACACAGCGGUCCGCAUAUAUGCAUGGAGGUCAUGUCAGUGGAGUUUUUGCAUGAACAGAAAGCAUAUCAGACGAGCAAUCUCUAGAAAUAAAAUCAGCGUAGAGUGCGUGUUGAGCUAGUGUUAGUAAACAAAGAAGCAUAACACACGUAGGAGCUAGGUCGAGAUAUAUUAAUACUGACAGGUGUACAACGGUUUAGAGCGUUGUAUUUUAAUAAUAUUUAACCGUUCCUCAGCUAGGUGACGCCGGAGAGAGGUGAUGGACUUCGUCGCAGGAUGCAUCGGAGGUGCUGCAGGAGUCUUAGUUGGUCACCCAUUUGACACAGUUAAGGUCAGACUACAGGUACAGAAUAUCGAUAAACCUCUGUACCGCGGGACCUUCCACUGUUUCCAGUCGAUUAUACGUCAAGAGUCGGUUUUUGGUUUAUAUAAAGGCAUUGGUUCUCCCAUGAUGGGCCUUACUUUCAUCAAUGCUAUAGUGUUUGGUGUUCAGGGAAACACCAUGCGUCUGCUGGGGCAUGACACUCCCAUGAAUCAGUUCUUUGCCGGUGCUGCAGCAGGUGCAAUUCAGUGUGUCAUCUGCUGCCCAAUGGAACUGGCCAAAACCCGCAUGCAAAUGCAGGGUACGGGAGAAAAGAAAUCUUCAAGGAAAUUAUACAAGAACUCCCUGGACUGCUUGGCUCGCAUUUACAAGAGGGAGGGUGUGUGGGGUGUAAACAGAGGCAUGGUGACUACACUGAUCCGUGAAACACCUGGUUUUGGAGUCUACUUCCUCUCCUACGACGUGCUGACGCGCAGCCUCGGCUGUGAGCCCAACGAUCGCUACAUGAUCCCCAAACUGCUGUUCGCCGGCGGCAUGGCUGGCAUUGCCUCCUGGCUCUCUACCUACCCUGUAGAUGUGAUUAAGUCACGGCUUCAGGCCGAUGGAGUGGGUGGAGUCAACCAGUACAGCAGCAUUGCUGACUGUGUGCGGCAGAGUGUGAGGAAAGAAGGCUACAUGGUGUUCACGCGCGGCCUCACCUCGACACUGCUGCGAGCCUUUCCUGUGAACGCGGCUACCUUUGCCACUGUUACGCUUGUGCUUAUGUACUAUCGGGGUGAACAAGGAGGAGCGCAGGACUGUGAGCAAGCACAACCAGCAAAGCCUUCUCACGCCUCACAGAUACAACCACAAGCCUAAACCUUCAGCAUGUGACAGAACAUAUAUCACACACUCAGCCUGGGCACUUUAGUAAAGCACAAAAAGAAACAACGUCAGAACUGCAUGGAGGUCUGACUCUGGUUAGAGCACUCAUUCCCUCUUCAGAGGAAACUUGUUUUGACAUCCAUGUCACUUUAACUUCAUUUGCGAACUAAGUAUGUAACCACAACGAAGCAGUAUCCAACGAUGUGAGCAUUAAUUUAGCUAACAUCUUGUUACUGAGCUGAGGUAUUAACCUGUUUGUUUUUAAAUAUAAUGGAUUAACUGCCUUAUACUGACUGCACCUCUAGAGAAGUUGGUGCUCUUCAAAAAAUAUAAAGACUAAAUUUGAUAGAAAUAUAUUUUAACAACAGACUUCUCCUUGUCAGGACGACAUUUUCAACAGUGGCCAAAUGGACCGCAGUCAGGCGAGUCAUAAUUGGUAGUGUGUCUUCAUAAAGACACAAAGGUAUUCUAACCCCUAAAAUUUUGCCUCAGGCAGCACCAAUUUUAAAUAGUGACCCUUUUGGGAUGGUUCAGCUGCAAAGUCAUGCACAUUCAGCAGCUGUUUCUGCCUAAGGCUAAGACAUGUCUUCCUUAAUGUAGACAGGCUGAAAGAUGAAGACUGGCUGAAAGUUUUCCUAUUGUCUGCCCCAAUCACAUAGAAUGCAUAUUUAUUGCAUUGUUGGAGAAUAAUAACCUCUAUGAAGAAUGGGGUUUGCAAUAUAUUUUCUUUUUUAUACAUGGAAGCUAAAGCACUUGGUUGAUCCUGAAAUCUAUCCUAUGCAGAACCAUGCAAGCACGAUGGUUAUAGCAGCAUGUAAUACGGUACAGAGAUAACCUGCUUUCAUACCAAAUAAAAUGACCAUGUUGCAGCUAUAAGCCGACUUCACUGUUGUGUUCAUACAGUCCAUACAGUAUGGUAAUGGAUGAUGGUGGACAGGGAUCAGUGGAUGGUUGUCUGUCUUCUCCUUUUCUGUAUGUGUAGUUUUACUGUUGUAACUAUACUGCUGUAUUUAUUAAAUAUUCCAGAAGUCAGAAAAUGGCUGCAUUCUGUACUGUACUUAUCCAACUGUUUUGGUGUGUUUUCUUUCCAUAUCUUUUUUCUAUCUUAUUUGUUACUAUAUAGAGGUGAUGAUUAUUUCCUGCAUAAAAAGUCCAAAUAGCUCUAAAUAUCAGCAAUUGUUUUUAUAACACUCAUUGUUACGUACUUAAAAGCUGUUAAAAAAGUAAGAACAUUUCUAAUAUAUGAGACAAAAAUGUUUAAAUAUUAGCAUGUGUCCAUGGAACCUAAAUUAUUUUUCCAUAAAUGUGAGAGAGAAAUGUUUAGUUUUUGCACCAAUAUUUAUUAUACUGUAUUUAACCAUAUUGAUUGGGGCCUUUGAGAAGACAUGUAUUUAUUUUUUAACUUAAUGUAAUGGCGAAAAAAGAAAUAUGAAAUAAAGGGAAUGAUCUAUUUUUCUUCACGUCCAUAAUCACGAGGUUCCGACCCUAACCCUAGAGUGGUUUGCAGAGUCAAAAAUGAAGUAUGUUGUUAUGCCUGUUUUCUGUUCUGAAGGGAGCAGAGUGCAGUGUUGACACUGGAACAGUAAAACAGACAGAGGAAGGAACGUUUUGUAGGUGUGGGUUACAGCCACUGUUACGGUGCUUUUGUUUAGUUAAACUGGAAUGUGGCCUGGACAGGAAUUUACUAACGUUUCGCAAUAUGUACAGGACGUAACUGCACUGUAACUCUGUAUGAAUCUAUUGAUGCUGACAUGUUGACAUGAUGUAGUAAAUAUACAGUAUAUACUUGAUAAUGCUUCUCAGUCGAAUGCAGUGUGGGUUUGAGCUACACAGAAAACAGAACUGAUAAACAACCAUAUUUUUGUAACUACACUGCGUAGCCUGUGUGACUUGCUUUGUCAUUGAAGAUCUCUGUAAAUGAGUCAAUUAAAUGGUUCUGCAGUAGACUGUGUCUUUCUCCUAUAACCUGUGUCGUUAAGACCAAGUCAUGACAAAAUUUACAAUCUACUGAGACCAAAGUCCAAGAUACUCAGGAUCCAAACUGAGUAAAGGCAACAUUGUUUCCCUGUGGAGGUUAUUCAUAGUUUGUCUGUUAAAUUAUUCACACACUAAAGCAGGGAUCUCAAACUACCUGGCUGGAGGUCACUUCUUAAAAUCACAUUUUGCUCUUGAGGUGCUUUGCUUAAUUUGGUCAUUUGAAUAUGAGUUUGAGAGCCCUGCACUUCACUGUGGAAACUAAGAGCAGCUGAAUGCUUAAUGAGUGACAUUUAAUAAUUCUGAGUUCAAAUUUGUUCAUUUCAACCUUCUGGCCUCCUUCUUGUAGCACUAACGUGUUAAAAAUUAUUGUUUUAUGAUAAUGACUUCAUGAUUCAUGCACACCAAAGUUUUGUGAUGGGAAAUGUUUAAAAUAAUUCAAAAAUAAAAGCCCUUGGGAACAUA
Molecule: messenger RNA, 3919 nt
Organism: Cynoglossus semilaevis (tongue sole)
Lineage: Eukaryota; Metazoa; Chordata; Actinopteri; Pleuronectiformes; Cynoglossidae
Product: mitochondrial basic amino acids transporter-like
Exons: 4
Coding region: 554-1474 (306 amino acids)
Biological process (GO): mitochondrial L-ornithine transmembrane transport
Cellular component (GO): mitochondrion
Molecular function (GO): high-affinity L-arginine transmembrane transporter activity
Source: RefSeq, a predicted model, not a curated record